UCGAGUAGCGACAGUCAUAUAUGGCUCUCUGCUGCAGCCGGUCCAGAAUCCGGAAGUAACCUGUACAUGCAGAAAUUUAGCACGUGUGUUUCAUCAUCCGAUCCUCCUUAUUGAAGAAGAACCCGUGCUUCUCACACAUCAUCCCAGAUACACCCAAAUCAAGCGUUUUUUAAAGCAUCAGAAUGUGUGGUAUAUGGGCUUUGUUUGGUAGUGAUGAGUGCCUCUCGGCUCAGUGCACCAAUGCCAUGAAGAUCGCCCAUCGUGGUCCAGAUGCUUUCCGCUUCGAGAAUGUCAACGGAUUCACCAACUGCUGCUUUGGGUUUCACCGCCUUGCGAUUGUGGACCAGCUGUAUGGCAUGCAGCCUUUGCGUGUCAAGAAGUUUCCCUACCUCUGGUUGUGUUACAACGGUGAAAUCUACAAUCAUAUCACGCUAAAGGAGCACUUUGAGUUUGAAUAUCAGACCAAAGUGGAUGGAGAGAUCCUUCUGCACCUGUACGAUCGCUUUGGAAUCGAGAAGAUGGCAGCUCUGCUAGAUGGCGUGUUUGCAUUCAUCCUGUUGGACACUGCUAACAGAAAGGUUUUCUUGGGGAGGGACACGUACGGUGUGAGACCAAUGUUCAAACUGCUCACCGACGAUGGCUUUCUAGCAGUCAGCUCUGAGGCCAAAGGUUUGACAGAGAUCAAGCACUCCAUGUCCACCCCUGCAGAGAUCACCCCCUUCCCCCCAGGACACUUUGAGAUGUUUGACUUGAAGCCCACUGGAAAAGUGAAGUCUGUUAGGAUGGAUCGCUUCCACUGCUGCACAGAAGAACCUAAACACGCCUCAUAUAAAGACCUUCAGGGUCUUGCCACAGGCUUUGAAUUGGAGACGGUCAAGAGCAACAUUAGGAUCCUGUUUGAAAAUGCUGUAAAGAAACGCUUGAUGGCUCACAGAAGAAUCGGCUGCCUCCUCUCAGGUGGUCUUGAUUCCAGUCUGGUUGCUGCGACACUCGUGAAACUGGCCAAAGAAGAAAAGCUGGAGUAUCCCAUUCAGACAUUUGCCAUCGGUGCAGACGACAGCCCAGAUCUUCUCGCUGCCCGCAAAGUGGCAGCCUACAUCGGCAGCGAACACCAUGAGGUGAACUUCACGCCUGAGGAGGGGAUCCGCGCGGUGGACGAAGUCAUCUUUCACUUGGAGAGUUUUGACAUCACCACUGUGCGUGCCUCUGUUGGAAUGUUCCUGAUAUCAAAGUACAUUCGUGAGAAGACAGACAGCGUUGUGAUUUUCUCCGGUGAAGGUUCGGAUGAGCUGACACAAGGAUACAUCUACUUUCAUAAGGCGCCGUCCCCUGAAGCGGGCGCUGAGGAAAGUGUUCGUCUGCUGAAAGAGCUUUAUCUGUUUGAUGUGCUGAGAGCGGACAGAACCACAGCUGCACACGGACUGGAGCUGAGAGUGCCUUUCCUGGACCACAGAUUCACCGCAUACUACCUCUCUCUGCCUGCAGAGAUGAGAGCCCCGAAGAAUGGUGUGGAGAAGCAUCUCCUGAGGGAAUCGUUUAAAGGGAUGAAUCUUAUCCCAGAUGAGAUUCUCUGGAGAAGGAAAGAGGCCUUUAGUGAUGGUAUGACAUCCUUGAAGAAAUCCUGGUAUGCAAGCCUGCAGGAGCACAUCGAGUCUGAGGUGAACGACUCUCAGUUGGAGAAGGCUGAGAAGCUGUUCCCUUUUAACCCCCCCAAAACCAAAGAAGGCUUCUACAUAAGGCAGGUCUUUGAGAAGAAGUACCCCGGCCGCAGCGACUGGACGCCACAUUACUGGAUGCCCCGCUGGAUCAAGGCCACCGACCCCUCAGCCAGAACCCUGUCCAUCUACAAGCCUGAUAAAGACGAGUAAUCGCAUCAUUAUUCAGACCUUGACCAAAGAUUACAUUCUUACAGCAUACACAUCUGCCUCAUGGAGCUGGUUAAAAGUUUAUGAUGCUGUUAAAUGAGCUAAAUUUAUGUUUUCUUUGGGUGUAUAGCUUGUUGGUUAAAGGACUGUAAAAUUGUAAAACUGGGGUGGAGAAGUUGUUCGUUGGAUUAGGGAUGUGCAGCGAUUAAUCACAUCGAAAAUAAAAAUCGUCUACAUAAUGUG
This is a messenger RNA of Pimephales promelas (fathead minnow), 2108 nucleotides long. Lineage: Eukaryota; Metazoa; Chordata; Actinopteri; Cypriniformes; Leuciscidae. The record is from RefSeq and is a predicted model, not a curated record.